Schistosoma bovis is the source of this 2888-nucleotide messenger RNA. Lineage: Eukaryota; Metazoa; Platyhelminthes; Trematoda; Strigeidida; Schistosomatidae. The record is from the annotation of a GenBank genome assembly.
AUGCAGUUUGAUGAUUCGCACAACGUAUGUUCUAUCCACUUUCAACGUUUUUUCCAAAUUUCCUCUUCAUCUGGAAGCAUUUGGCUCCUAUUCCGAGCCAUGUCCUGUAACGUCUCAAGCCACUGAAUCACACUACCUCUGGGAUCUCCCAAACUAAGGAGUCUUGAUGGACCGACAGAUGACAGUCCUGGACACCUUUAAUCCAUACCAUUACACUAUGCCAUAAACUGGUCACCUCUUCGCUCCCUCCACUGCGUCGCGGCGUCGAAAAAUAGUGUCCGGCGUGGAGGUCACUAGAAUAACGUUCGUAAGAUAUUCCCAAGUCAUAAAGUCCGGUGUUCAAAGGUGAUUACACCAACUAAGUUGUCGUCACUAUACCCGACAGUUCACUCCCAAACCUAAGAAUUACUAACGCAGUGUUGUCUCUUGAUGUCGGGAAUUCUUCGGAUACAACGAUGAUCGAACAUAAAGAUCGCCGGGCAUCUCAACUCAGGUUUCAUAAAUAUGUUGUAGGACUGUUCUCACAGACUUGUAGACCUGAAUUAGUACAACCAGACUAGCGUAUCUACGGCGUCAAAGAUGGAAGUAACUUCGUGGUUAGGUCAAUCGACUUUCAACCACUAGGUUGCAGGUUCGAAUCCCGCCCCAUCUAUUUUAGUUUGAGCGGCCGGAUUGUAUCAUUAUCCCUCGCAUGUAAAAGGUGUCUCAAGGUAGAGGACCGGCUUAAAUCGUGAUUUUUUGACUCUACGAAAAGAUUACACUCAUCCCAUAAAUAAAUCCCAAACUGUUUUUUAAAUGAUACACCUCCAUCGAAGACUUCACGGUUAACUUUACUGUAUAAUUAUGAAUUACGUGAUCUGAUCAAAUUUUCUUUAUUGUGUAUAUGUACUGUUAUUUUAACAAAAUAUGACAGUUCCAUGGCUUAUCAUGAAAUAAGAACACAAUCGGUGAUAAAAAUUUAUAUUUUUUUCAAUUUACUCGAGGUCGCAGAUCGUUUAUUAUCUGCUGUUUGUCAAGAUGCAUUGGAUGAUUUACUAUUUACGAUCAGUAAACCACGAUCUGAUUCAGUUUUAUCUCAUGAUCUAGAGGAAAAUAGUUUCAUUUUCUGGCGUGAUAUUGUUUUACAGUACUGCUUUGCCUUCUUUUGUCUCAUAGCCCACUGCUUCCUUCUACUAUGUCAAGUUACUACUUUAAAUGUAGCAUUCAAUUCACAAAAUAAAUCACUGAUCACUGUGUUUAUUUCGAACAAUUUUGUUGAAUUAAAAGGUAAUGUAUUUCGUAAAAUGGGAAAAACAAAUUUAUUUCAAAUUGCUUGUGCUGAUGUGCGUGAACGAUUUCACUAUUGUGUUUGGUUUUCAAUUAUUGUAUGCCGUAAUAUGAAUGAAAGUGGAUGGAAUUUAGAUGAUCUUCAAACAAUUCUUAUUGAUGUAACCUAUAUUCUUCUAGCAGAAGUUGCUGUGGAUUGGAUAAAGCAUUCGUUCAUUACCAAAUUUAAUGUGAUCCCUUCAAAUGUCUAUGAGGAGUAUACUGUGAGCAUUGCAUACGACCUAUUAUUAUGCCAUCAGGGGAAGAAUACAUCAGAUUACUCUGACCUUCUCUCACGUCGUAUGGGUCUUACACCGAUCCCCCUUAGUUGUUUAAUUAAUGCUAUGCUUUUUCAAACAAUAAGAAAUCCCAGCACUCUUUGCCUUACUUUACCGUUUGUUGUGUCUGUACUAUUUGCAGUUAAAGUUGCAACUAACCUUACCCUUAUGUCCAUGGCUUAUUCUCAUGUACGUGAGUACAUAAAUGCAGCAAGUACUGUUCGACAGGAUGAAAAUUGUUCUUUCGACAAUGAUAAAACUGGUGGUGUUUUCACAACUACAGUAAAAGGGAAUAUGAAACAGUCUCAACAUAUUCUUUCAGAAAAGGAAAUUCGGAUAUCAUCAAGAAAGCCUCCUUUUGGUUUCACAGGUUAUGACCAACCGACUAAAGAUGAAGAUUGCUUUUUGCCGACGGGUCUUAGGUAUCGGAAAUUCAAAAGCGACUCAGGUCCCGUAGAUAUAACAGUUAAUAUGGACAUAAAUCACUCACUAACUCCUGAAGAUACAUCAGAACUCGCUGGAAAUAAGCUUAGAGUGUUAAGUCCGAUUUCCACGGGUAGCAUUUGGAAUGAAUUGAUUGAACCAUAUCAAUCAAUUAUGGCCUCUGCAACCGGAACACCGAAGAGUCUAUAUGAACUUAGUGAAUCAGCCCCAUUAACACCUCUUAGUCGAAUAGGGUCAGCAAAUCGGAUAUUCAAUCCUGGGAAUAAUAAGUCAGAAAUCGAGUGCGAACGUGGUUUCCAUGGUUCAUGCGUGUUCCAGACUGAAGAUAAACCUCAGUUUACUGCUUACACAAAUACUCCAAUUGCUACAUUACAUAAUGAGGGACUACAUGUACGCAACAGGUAUGAGAUGACUAGUAUCUUAGAAUUAUAUAGCAAUAAAGACGAAUCAUUUACAACAAUGGUACGGCCUCCUAGUGCUUGUGUUUUAUUAAGACCAAGGUAUUACAGUAUCGAUCUAGGUAUUCUGAGUACUUUUUUAAAUUCUAUGGAACGCAAUGUACGUGCUACAGAUGAAACACCUAUUAAAGAUGGAAGUGCUCAGGAAAAUGAAUCAAAGCCUACCUAUACUUUCAAUCCUAUACACAAACGCCGGAUACGUACAAUGACUGAAAGUUCAGGCACUGCCCCUUCACAUCCUCCAAGGGACCCUACAAUACCAAUUCUAUGGGAACGAAGCAGUAGAAAUAGUACGGCCAACCAGUUCGGUUUGGAUCGACUGAAACCAAUAACACCUGGACGAGUAAAGCAGCCAUUGUCUGAUAUUGAUCGUUAUUCAAUGGUAGAAGGACAAAUUAGUUGA